AUUUUAAACCAAAAUAAAAAUGUAUCCAAGUGAUUUAAAGAAAAAUGGGUGAAGGGAAGAGAGAAAGAAGAUAAGACACUUGUGGAGAGCUUGUGCCAAAAAAAAUCCAACGGCUCAGAUUCACCCAACCUUAUUAUAAUCCCUUCGUAACAAAUGCCACACGAAGACACACAUACACACACUACCGAUAAAGAAAAGGGAAACCAGAGAAGAGAGAGAGAUAACAACAAUGGUUUCUUCGCUUCUUAUGUCAUUUGCUCCGGCCACCGUGAGGGUUUACGCCACUGGCACAAAGGGAGCUUCAGGCGGUGCAAAGGAGGAGAAGAAUCCCAUCGACUUUGUUCUUGGGUUUAUGACAAAACAAGAUCAGUUCUACGAGACUAAUCCAAUUCUAAAGAAGGUGGAGGAGAAAGAAGGUACCACCGGAAGCCGAGGAACCGUUCGCGGCGGUAAAAACUCAGCUCCGACGCCAGUGCCGCCUAAGAAGAGCGAGGGUGGAUUUGGUGGCUUAGGUGGCCUCUUCAAAAAAUAGAAGAAAAAUGUAUAGUAAUUUGCAUUCUUCAUGCCUUUGUUUUUAUUCUCUAUAAUUCUUCGGAUUUCAAUCAUAUAUAAGCUACUCUUUCUUCAUCUUGUUUGACAUCACAUGAACUAGUUAUUAUUUUUCUGAACA
Molecule: messenger RNA, 670 nt
Organism: Arabidopsis lyrata subsp. lyrata
Lineage: Eukaryota; Viridiplantae; Streptophyta; Magnoliopsida; Brassicales; Brassicaceae
Exons: 1
Coding region: 230-532 (100 amino acids)
Cellular component (GO): chloroplast
Source: RefSeq, a predicted model, not a curated record